UAGAUCACCUCUGAUAGAUCACUGAUUCGAAGUAGCUUGUUUUAAAAAUAACUUGUUUGGUUAGAUCUUGGGAUUUGAUUCUCUUCAUAGGGAUGGAGUUUAUGGAGACAUCAUUGUCAGAGCCUCCAAAGAAACGUCCAUUCCAAAAAUGCAACAGUCCUGAUAUGGACAUCGUAAAAGAGGGGAAUAUGAUGACAAAUGACCACACAUCUGAGGUCAAAUUUCAAAUAUUUAAUGAUCCAAUUCAUGGCUUCAUUGAACUUCAUCCAUUGCUUGUUGAGAUUAUUCAUACCUCACAGUUCCAACGUUUGAAAGAUAUAAAGCAGUUGGGAUUAUGUUACUGGGUGUUCCCUGGUGCUUCCCAUAACAGAUUUGAGCAUUGUCUUGGAACUGCAUAUUUGUGUGGAAAACUUAUAGACAUUCUUCAAGAGUUACACAAAGGUCAAAUUGAAAUAACAAAUAAAGAAUCCCUCUGUGUGAAAAUUGCUGGCUUGUGUCAUGAUUUGGGCCAUGGUCCGUUCUCUCAUUUCUUCGAUGGUGUUUAUAUUCCACAUGUAUUACCUAAAUCUGACUGGAAACACGAGCAAGCAUCAUGUGAUCUCUUGGACUGGAUGAUAAAGACAAAUCCUGGCAUUGUUGAUAAAUUCAAUGAAUAUGGUUUGAAUGAAGGAGAUAUUGAAUUUAUUAAGGAGUUGAUUUUAGGCAAAGACCCAGAACAUGAGGUGACACGGAUCUGUCCCCUGACGGGAAAACCAAAAUGGUUCCUUUACGAAAUCGUCUCAAACAAACGUAACGGAAUCGACUGCGACAAGUUCGACUACUUUGCCCGAGAUUGCGCCAAUGUUGGAGUCACGAGCAACUUCGAUUGCCGAAGAUAUUUUCAAAACGUACGCAUCCUUCCUAUCGACCAACGAUUGCAGCUUUGCGUUCGUGAUAAGGAAGUCUUCAACCUUUACGAGUUAUUUCACACAAGAUGGUCAUUGCAUCAUCGUGUCUACCAGCACAAAACUCAAGCCCCGAUCCAAGACCUAAUCCUCAAAGCCUUUCAUAAAGUUGAUAAAAUUCUACGAAUUUCAGAAGGAAUCCAUGAUAUGGAACGAUUCACUUUCUUGACGGACAGUUUGAUGUACGAUAUUCUCAGAAAUGAAAGUCGUCAUCCUUUGAUGGUGGAGGCUCAGGAAAUGUUGAAGCAAGUGCAACGCAGGGAAUUGUACAAAUUCUGCGGUCAAACGCAGCCGGGAUGCGAGCAAAGUUGCCCAAAAGAAGAUGAGAUUAUCAAAGAGUUAACCUCCAUUUCCGAAGGACGUUUGACCGAAGAGCAGAUCUUUGUGGCUAUUGUUAGUAUUCAUUUUGGUAUGAAGCAUAAAGAUCCCAUUGACAACGUCGUCUUCUUCAAUAAAGCGUAUGAACCAUUCACUGUUCGUAAGGAACAAGUUAGUCAAAUCUUACCACAGAAAUUCCACGAGCGUUAUGUGCGUGUGUACGCUAAGUCUCGCGAGGAUUCCAAGCUUAUUCAGCGCUGCUUCGAAGUAUGGUGUCGUAGUAAGGAAUACCCGGUGCCUCAUAUGCUGCAGGGUGAUCGUACCGGGUAUUUUUCUCCGGCAUUUAAGCUGAAGAACGGAUAUGAAGAUAGAGCCGUUGAUCUUGAGGGUGCUUGUAAAAGUCAACGCUCUUUGCAGGGUGAAUUUGAGAAGUGUUGAAGAAUACGUCUUGUUUCCGUAAUACAACGAAACUCAGACGAAGAAUUAACAGUACAAAAACUGCAAACGAUGCCAUU
Molecule: messenger RNA, 1777 nt
Organism: Dendronephthya gigantea
Lineage: Eukaryota; Metazoa; Cnidaria; Anthozoa; Malacalcyonacea; Nephtheidae
Product: deoxynucleoside triphosphate triphosphohydrolase SAMHD1-like
Exons: 4
Coding region: 93-1700 (535 amino acids)
Biological process (GO): dGTP catabolic process
Cellular component (GO): nucleus
Molecular function (GO): dGTPase activity
Source: RefSeq, a predicted model, not a curated record